AUGUUUGGAAAGGAGUCUAAAAGUAAUACCGCCCAUCGCCAUGUUCCACUUCCACCAGUGAUUUUGGACGAGACGAUCAACCACAGCGACGUCCCAAGGACACCCGACCACAUCAUGCGACUGCCAACAACAGACAGUGUUCUUGAGGGUAGCCAGAUGUCCGCAGCCGCCAGUAUCACCCACGAACAGGCAUCUUUCAGGGACGAGUACGACAUGGACACGUCCGAUUUCGAUGUGACCCGGCCCGACCGUGAACUGCUGCAAGAAAAUCAUGAAACAUCACUGCAAGACGAGACGGUGGUUGACUUGCCAGAGGACGCGCCAAUCAUUUACGAGAUGGUCGAGGGCGGUUCAGUUCGUGGCGGUCAAAAGCUGGUGUCGUCGGACGGUUACGCCUACGUUAAGAAGAGGACCUUAGUGUUCCAGGCCAUCGUCCGUCUUCUGCCAUCAACCCAGGUCCAGACGUUUGUGACUGACUUUGAGGCCGGAAUCUGGCAGGGACUUAGAAGCGUGUUCAACGAUCCCGACAUUCGGGGAUGUGCCUUCCACUUCGGCCAGGCCCUAUGGAGAAAGGCCCAAGAGUGUGGACUGCAGACUGCCUACAGUACGAGGGACGCCGUGUAUCGGCUAAUGCGUAAGGUCUUCGCGCUGCCUCUACUUCCAGCGGGCGACAUCCCAGCAGCCUUCAGAAAGAUAGAGGAAAAGAUGGACGCCAACGACGAAAGAAUGGUCUCCUUUCUUCAGUAUGUCAGCAGCACGUGGAUACAGAAUGAGAUGUGGCCAGUCGCUUCGUGGUCCGUCUUCGGCCACUCUAUCCGUACCAACAACGAUGUCGAGGGUUGGCACGCGAGGCUCAAUCGACGGGCAAAAAAGGGAAACUUGCCUUUCUACCUGCUUGUUGAACUCCUGUACAAAGAGGCACAGGAAAUUCCAAUCAUGUGCAAGUUGGUGAAGGAAAGGAAACUGUGCCGCUACCAACGAAAGGCUACAACAUUGACACAAGGCCGACUCAUGAAGCUUUGGGCGGAAUAUUCUGCUAAUGAGUUGACAACAAGCAGUCUGCUAAAAGCAUGUGGUAGACUGUAUGGGCCUGUUUAA
This is a messenger RNA of Mya arenaria, 1098 nucleotides long. RefSeq lists its product as uncharacterized. The record is from RefSeq and is a predicted model, not a curated record. Lineage: Eukaryota; Metazoa; Mollusca; Bivalvia; Myida; Myidae. Bases 1 to 1098 code for a protein of 365 amino acids. The transcript is spliced from 6 exons.